This is a messenger RNA of Aspergillus novofumigatus IBT 16806, 1017 nucleotides long. RefSeq lists its product as uncharacterized. Gene Ontology annotation, molecular function: 3'-5' DNA helicase activity; four-way junction helicase activity. The coding region runs from base 1 to 1017 and encodes 338 amino acids. The record is from RefSeq and is a predicted model, not a curated record. Gene Ontology annotation, cellular component: chromosome; cytoplasm. The transcript has 5 exons. NCBI's taxonomy places the organism in Eukaryota, Fungi, Ascomycota, Eurotiomycetes, Eurotiales, Aspergillaceae. Gene Ontology annotation, biological process: double-strand break repair via homologous recombination.
AUGGAUGCUGAUGCCGAGGAGGGCAUGGAUAUUGAGCAGUGGAUAGGCUAUAUUGCUGAUUUACAGGCCGCCCAUUCAUCCCAUGUUGCUGGCAUGUUUUUAGGGUUUAGCGCCCUGGGCCACCCAUCCAUAUUAGGCAAGCGCAAAUGGGCCCCGUGGGAGGAUGAGGCCAAGGUCAGCCGCAUGGAAUGCUGCCACCAGCUGGCCACCAUGGAUCUGGAGGCAGCCGCGCAGCGCAUGACUGGGCGGCCCAACAUGCGGUUCCGGGGGGUGCAGGACCCGGCGAUGCGGGCCAUCCAGUGGGGUGAGAGCCCCGUGGUGGCAGUGAUGCCCACCGGUGGGGGGAAGAGCAUGCUGUUCAUGGUGCCUGUGUUCGCUGCCCCCGGGGGCACCACCAUCGUUGUGGAGCUCGGCAUAUCAUGCGUGCCAUGGGAGAGCCGGCGGCCCCCCAAUGCCGCAUCCAUCGUGUUGGUGACGCCCGAGUCCGCGGUGAGCCCUGAUUUCCAGACAUUUUUGAACUGGCUGCGGUGGACCCGGCGGUUGGACCGGAUCCUGGGCCGGUUAGUCCAGGCCCGCACCCAGAUGCAGAUAAAGCAUGACCAGGCCGCCGUGACUAUAUACUGGGCCCGGACCAGCCAGCCGAAUGUGGCAUACCGGGUGUGGCGGCUGGACAUGACUGGGGUGGGCUGGGGCCCAUAUCAGUGGAUCGAGAGCGAGGCAGUGGUGGCAUUCAUUCAGGACCGCAUCCAACAGGCUGCUGGGGGGAAGGUGAUCAUAUAUGUGAAUAUCAUUAGGCAGGUGAUAGCCAUGGCGCGGGUGCUUGGGUGUGAGGCGUAUUACAGUGAGCAGUUGGACAAGGCCAGGGUGCUGGCGCGGUUUAUGGGGGCCAGCCCAGUGAUUGCCACCACCAGCGCGUUGGGUAUGGGGGUGGACAUCCCCAAUAUCUGCAGCAUCAUCUAUAUUGGGACCCCCCGGACAUUACUGGAUUACGCGCAGGAGAGUGGCUGGGCUGGGUGA